CUCUAUCUAGAAAAUCAAAAGAUGAAGCUUCCGAGUUUUUUUCUCACCGUGUCAUUUACUCAGGGUAGGAAAUUCAAAGAUGGUGUCUUUCAUGUGACUUUUAUCUGCAUGUUGGAGAUUAUUUAUACCUACCCACCCACCGACCCACUCAUAGACAGACAGAUAGCAAAAAUGCAUUUCCCUUGCUCAACAUCAUCAUCAUCUUCUCUUUUCACCAUUUUCUGCUUGCUCUUGGUUAUAAUCUCCUUGUUUCUUCCAGGGGCCUCGGCUCGAAUACAUGCGAUAGUAGCAAUAUAUACACCGGGAAGUCGUGCUCCUCCUGCCAACGGACACACCGGCACCGCCUUGAACAAACAACAUGUUGGUUGUUCCAGAUCCCAUCAAGUAAAGAAGAACUUUGUCGCUUGUGAUCGCGAUAUAUAUGUAAUAUGUCAUAAUACUCUUAGUAUGGUCUUGGAGUAGCAUAAUUAUUUCAAAUGCUUGUAUUCCGCACAUCAUCUUCGAGACGUUCUCAUGCGUAGACUUGUCUUGACACUAGUGAAAUAUAAAGAAAUAAAUGUCAUAGUUUAAUCUUGGAUAA
This is a messenger RNA of Eucalyptus grandis, 580 nucleotides long. RefSeq lists its product as uncharacterized. NCBI's taxonomy places the organism in Eukaryota, Viridiplantae, Streptophyta, Magnoliopsida, Myrtales, Myrtaceae. The transcript is spliced from 3 exons. The record is from RefSeq and is a predicted model, not a curated record. The coding region runs from base 22 to 462 and encodes 146 amino acids.